Messenger RNA from Drosophila kikkawai, 1273 nucleotides. Its product is annotated as cyclic GMP-AMP synthase-like protein. Lineage: Eukaryota; Metazoa; Arthropoda; Insecta; Diptera; Drosophilidae. The record is from RefSeq and is a predicted model, not a curated record.
ACUGAGCAAUAAGUUUUCAUUCUGAAGUUCAGAAUCUGAACUGCGCCAUUUAGAAAAGGGGGAAUCCCAAGAGUCUACCAGAACAUUGUGCAAAGUUGUACUUUAAUAAAAGAGAAUCAUGAGUUUCGCUGGAAAUUUAAAGCAUAUUUUAAGCAAAUUGGAUUUCUCCGAUAAGGAUCGCGUUGAAUAUACUAAGGAUGCUGUAGAAAUUCAGAAUUUUGUGGUCCAGCAGCUACAAGAGAACGACGAAACUUUUCGCCGUGUCUUUGCUGGAUUUAGCCUGGGAGGAAGCUACUUGGAUCGCGUGAAGCUGGUGACUCCGGAUGAGUUUGACCUUCAUAUGAAGCUCAAGUUUCCAUACGAAAUCACUCCGAAAAGAGACGAAAAAGGAUUUGUCUUCCUUUAUGCACCGAACGGAUAUGCACCGGGCGUGGCUACCGAUAACUAUAUCCAUCGGGAUUUUCUCCAAAACUGGUUGCGAGGUGCCUUUGAGAGGGUAUUUAGUUCGUCGGUGCGUGUUCGUGCCACUUACGGUGUCUACACCUUGAAGUACACUUUGGCAGGGUAUGCCUGUGCCCACACCAUUGAGGCAGUGAGCGGAAACCGUGAAAUAUCUUUCGAUCUGGUACCGGCUUUCGAAUUCGACUCAUCGCUUUUUCCGUUUUAUAUUCCUCCGUUCAUAAAAAAUGGAUCUAGCCAAUAUCCAUGGUUCGCCGUUCCACAAAAAAAAUCGGGCAGCAAUGAUGAGCGCACCUUUAUCGUUUGUGCCCCGCAUUGGGAGCGCGAAAUGAUGAAGAAUUCUUACAACUUCAAGAACGUGCUGCGCCUCAUGAAGGGACUAAAGGAUAAGGCUGGGAGGGACUCUUUGCCCCACUUGACCAGUUACAUGCUGAAGACCGUUAUGCUACAUAAACACAACUCUGUGAACUGGCACCAAGAUGAGGGAACGCUUUUAGUGGAGAUGUGGAGAAGCCUGGUGGAGCAUCUUCGUUCGGGGCGGCUGGACUUUAUCCUUGCCGAGAAUCACAACAUAUUUGACCGCAUGACUUAUAAUGAGCGCAGCACCUGUUUUGCUAAUGCUAAGGAAAUUUUGAACAAACUAUGCAAUAGUUAUUAUCGGAACAACUUGCAAGCAUUGUCCCAGCUUUUUCCUUAAACAAUGAGAAAUGUAUCGCUUAAUAUCAGCAAGAAUAAAUAAAUUGCUUUGAAUAUGCUAAAUGUAUCGCUUAAUAUCAGCAAGAAUAAAUAAAUUUCUUUGAAUAUGCUAACCCCA